GAGAGGGGAGGAGAGAAGAAGGAUAUAGGGGAAAACAGCAGAGAGGUAAUGAGCAGCGAGCUGCUGGAGUAUUAGCUGUCAGUGCUGAGCCGAGCUGAGCUGCGGGCUGAUCUCAUUAAAGGAUGAAGCGACCGUUGCGACACGGUGUGUGCGGAUCCUGAGGCUCCUUGGAAGUGUGUGUGUGUAUGAGAGAGAGAGAGAGUGUGUCAUUGACUUUCUCAGCUCUGUCUCUGCUCCUGCUGCGUCGCUCGCGGGAGUGUGUGUGUGCGCGCGCGCGUGGACGUCUCUGAUCCCCCUUUAGCCCCUCCUAAAGCCUGUCGCCACCACAACCAUGGACUGCGGACUGCGUCUGCCGCCUGUCAUCGAGGAGGUCAUGGACCCUGCAGAUGACCUGUGUGAGUUGAAGACGGAGAGGCCAGGGAAUGUGCUGACAGCUAAAGAGAGGGAAUCUCUGGAGGAGAAUGAUGAGAAGGAGGAGAAGGAGGUGGAGGUGGGGAACGGAGAGAAGGGAGUGGAGGAGGGAAAUGGAGAGAAGGAGAAUGUGAUGGUGCUGGAGGAUGAGGAGGAGGUGGAGGAGCUUCGAUCUCAGGUGGUCCAGCUUCUCCUGGAACUGGAGGAGGCCAGAGAAGUGUCCCAGCGACACGAGGACAGCUACAGCGAGCUGCAAGGUCUUUUGGAAGAAGAACGUUUAGCCAGCGCCCACCAGGCCGAGAGCUUUACCAGACAGAUCCAGAAUCUUCAAGCCCAGUUGCGUUCAGUGCAGGAAGAGCUGGACAGUCUGGAGGAGGAGAAGGCCAGCGAGCUGUGGGAGGCUCAGGAGGAGCUGCGUGUGGCGCAGGUGGAGGUGCAGGAGCUGCAGCAGGCGGCGGAGGAGGCGGCGGCGGAGCGGGAGAACGACAUUGCGCUGCUGCAGGAGGAGCUGUGCAGGCUGCGGGCCGAGCUGCAGAGACUCCACUGCACCACACAGGAGUAUGAGCUGGAGCUGACCACGCUGAGGGCUGAAAUCAAAAUGAAGAGCCAGCGCAGGAACGAGCAGGACCAGGCAAACACUGAGGGAGAAGUGGGGCAGCUGAAGGAAGAGUGUCGCUCUUUGAUGGAUGAGUGUCAGACGCUGAAGAAAGACAACAGGGAGAUCUCCGAGAAACUGCAGCAGAUGGAGCUUCAGAAAAACAGUUCUAAUGACUCCUACUUGGCCGUGCGAGGCUCAGGACAGAAGGAGGAAGAAGAGAAGGCGGUGAAGGCUGAAGGCUACAUGAGCAUGUUGCAGUCCACUGGAAAUCCUGCACAGAGGAGUGAGGGACAGUCUGAGGUCUUCUCUCUCAGAAACCAACUCAAACAAGCUGAGGAAAAAGCCUCUCAGGUCCAGAGACAGUGUGAGGGGUUGAAGGGAGAACUUCGGGAACUACAAGGUCUCUAUGAGAGCAGUCAGAAGGAGAGGGCGGAUCUGGAGGCGGAGCUGCAUCGCUGCAGGGCGGAGCUCGACAGGCUGGCAGGAAGGAAGGCCCAGGAGAGAGAGGGGGACUGGAACCUGGUGAUGGUGGUUGCCGUGGCAGCAGCAGCGGUUUUGCUCGUGCCCAGUUUGACCAGAGCUUUUUCUUGAGUUUUGGACAGGAAGAGACCUCAUCCUUCAGUGUGAUCUAUACCUGCUUGCUUCUGUUCUCUGUUGGACAUCUGCACACACACACACACACACACACACACGCACACAUACACACAACUUCCAUAACCACAAAUGAGGAACUUUUCCUGAAACGGAUAUAAUUCUCGCACAUAUAACACACUCGCCUCCAAAUUCAGUGCUUUUGUUCCUUGUCUUGCUGCUCUGGUUGUGUGUGUGCUCUUCUUGCUCUAUCGUCCUCCAUGAUUCUAUAGACAACAGACACAGCCCAGUUGAUGAACGGUGGGCCGGACGUGGGCACAGUGCUGUGGGCUGUGAUGCACCGCAUAUGCUGCGCUGAAGCACACAGAGAUGGAAAGAUACAGAAAAUGUAUUUUAAAAAAGGAUAAUGCGUGUCCUCUUUUAAUUUAUCCAUUUCUUAUUUUUGCUAAGGUCCUGUUUGCCUUAUUUUUCGACUCUUUAAGCAAAUGGAUCGCUUUCUGUUUCUGGUUUAAGUGCAUAUAAGUUUCCAGUCUUAAUCAUUAUUGCUUUAGAUACAGUCUCUUGCUUCAGUCUCGCUGCUUUUUUAAGAUAUGGCGCGGCAGCAUGUGACGUGAUCGUUAUCUAAGCGUUUUGUCACUUUUAAAAAAUCGCUCGUUCCACUGGGGAACCCGUAAAUCUUUUAGUUAAUCGUUUAUUAGCUUUAACUCAGUGAUGACUCUUUGUUUCUAGAGCUUGUGUCAUACCGUUUCACCUACUAUUACUCUGUAAAUGUAAUCAAUCGUACUACACCUACAGUAACUGUGGUUUGACUAAGUUCGUAAAGUGUUUUAUUUUUUUUACAUAGUUCACAGGUGGGAGCACGGUUUAUUGUGGAGGUGAAAUAAUAAUGCAGACAGUAGCAAGAAAUGUCGUUAUUAUGAUUAUGACAAAGACGUUAGUUCAGGAUUAACUAUGAACAACAGUUGUGGCAGUAUAUAUAUAUAUAUAUAUAUAUAUAUUGCUAACUAAACUCCUGUAUAAAAUGUAUGCUCACUUGACAGUCUCAAACGCUUAAAGUGGGAUAGAUAUUUUUGUAUAUGUGUGUAUAAUCAAAUGAAAGUGAUUUAUUGAGAAAUGAUAUAGAAGAGAGAGAGAAACAUAUUUUUGUACACAACUAAACUACAGUUCAAGCACCAGUGUUACUUUCUGAGUGGUAAUAUUGGUUGGUAGCUAAGAAUUACAUUUCAGAGCAAAUGUUCUUCUUUAAAAGCUGAUACAGUGCAUUUCAUAAGUAAUUGUGGGACAAGUGGGACAGUUUCGUUGGUGCUGGCAUUUGUGAGCAUUUCAGCAGAAUGGAUCUGAACUAAAACAAUGAGUUGAAUUUACAUGUAAAAAUAUAUUAGUGUUAAUUUUAUGGAAAGGCCUGAAACAAUACAUUCUAAGCACGAAUUUACAGUAUUAUAAAAUUACUAUUAUACUUUUGUAAUGUUGACUGCUCUAUUUAAAUGAAAAUUGAUAUAUCAGCAUGUGAACAUAAGGCAGAUAAAUAUAUAUAUAUAUAUAAAAUAUAUAAUAUAAUGUCUGUAUUAAAUCCAGCAUUUUACAGCAUUUCUAUUUCGUGAACAGUGUUUUACUGGGUGAAUCUCAGCCCUGGGACAGCACAGGACAAUCAGAUACUCUGUUAAGCUAACAAAAGGAUUCUAGAGAUUCUAGAUAGUCCAUUUGCUUUUUAUAGGUUUAUUAAGGUUUAUAAGGUUUAUUCUCAAACUGAUGACCAAAGAAGAAUUAAUUCGUUUAUAUGGCAGCAGACCUUUAUUAAGCUGAAUAAAUCAGUCAGAAACUAUUAAUAGUGUAUUAAAACAUGCUCUAUUAAAACAUACUCUAGUAAAACAUGUAGUCACCGACAGGAAUUAGAACUAUUUUUGUCCUAUACUGUGUAACAUAUCCCAUAUGAGCUAAAGGAUGCUUCUCUGACCUGUGGGAUAUGCAAGUAUGUAAGCCAACCUACAUUGAAUGUGAUUAAACUUGAUUUCUGAGUUGUUUUUCAGUACACAUGGACAGUACUAGCCAGACACGACCGGUCAUGAUCAUUACCACCCACUGUGCUGUCUACUGUGGGUGGUAAUGCCUUCUAUAACAUAUUCCAGCUGCAUUCGUCCAUCUGGCACUCACUAUCAGGCCUCUCUGAACUCUUAAAAUUGAUCAUUUAUGUUGCUUUACCAUGCCUUUCCAUUUCUGGUCUGCUAAUGACAGAAAGAACACUUUUUAAAGUACAGGAAUAGUGAAUGACUACCAUAACAAGAUUAAUACACCAGCAUAAACUCUAGGAAAACCACUUUAACACCAAUAUAAAAGCAGAUACCCUCACAUUCAAUAUCUUUUUCUCUUUUUCACCAAGUCAUUGGGGCCUUACAUCUUAUACAGGUGUGGGCAUUCCCACCUUAUGGUCAAUUUACAUACUGCUAUCCCGUGACUUUUGACAUGUCAUUGUACAUGUAACCUCAGCAAUUGAUUCAGCAAUACCAUGGAAAACCACAGCAAUGGAUGAGUAGAACUUUUCUCCAUUAACUUCCAUGAUAGAAACUCUGUUAGUGACAGAAAUAACACUUUUUAAAGUACAGGAAUAGUGAAUGACUAUCAUAACAAGAUUAAUACACCAGCAUAACCUCUAGGAAAACCACUUAAACACCAAUAUAAAAGCAGAUUUCCCUUUUCAUCAAGUCAUUGUUUUAGUUCAGUUCCAAAACCCCACAGCAACAAAACUGUGUCUCGCUACAAUUACACCCAAACUGCACUGUACGGUUUAUUAAUGUCAGUUCUGCUAACAGUAGCAUACACAGACUGCUUCACAUCUACCUUCAGGAUCUUUUAGGACACAAUGUUCUCUUUUAACUUUUAAAGCAAACAUUAAAUGAUGCAAACGAUAAACCAGAUCUAUCCAAAAAUCCUCCUGAAGCUGGACUCUUAGCACUUGAUGCAUGAAUGGUGUAGCUCACACGUGUAGCACAAAACACUAGCUUUACCUGGCGUAUGCUGACAGAUACACAAAUUAUGCACUUUCAGUCUUCAAAUAUAUUUAUGUUGGAUUGAAUAUAUCCUGUCUUGACCAACAAUUAAGAGAACAGUUCAUGCAAAGAAGCUAAUGUUGCUAACAGUGAAUGAAAGUGAAUAGCCACCAAGAUACCACAGCAUUAUUGAAAAUGAUAUUGAACAUCAUGCUAAUUGGUAGUAUCGGACCAUAGCUAUUAGAUGUGGGCCUUUAGUCUGGGCCAUAAAUAUUAAAAAUCAAGUCAAAAUUCUAUCUUUCCAAUAGAAUAUAAUGGCUAAGCUAUAGUCAGUGUUUAUGAUCAUUUUGGGCCAUUUUAAAUUAAAUAAAAAAAACAUAUAACUUUAAAUAUGUUUGUAUUUAAAGACUUUAACAAAAGUUAACAUACCGUAUUUUUCCACUGUAAGGCGCACUGUAUUAUAAGGUGUGCUAUUAAUAAACGUCUAUUUUCUAGUUUAGUUUCAUACACAAGGUGCACCGGAUUAUAAGGCGCAUUUUAAUAGACACUAUAAGGAACUUCUAAUUCAGCAGGUCUCGUCGUAGGGGGGUGGGGGGCGGUGGUAGCUAACUAAGUUAAGUAAAGCUAAGCUAGGUAAACAAAACUGUAAUGAAGACUUUCUUUUCAAGUCAAAUGAGGGCUAGAUAUUAAUCUACAGAGAUUUCUCUCCUGAAGAAUGUUUAAUUGGGUGAGUAAAGCGCUUCCGUUUAUUUACAGUAAGCUUAGAUUCUCAAAUUUCUCCAGCACUAAGGCUGAAGCAUUAGCAUUAGCGGCUAAUGCCCCAGACAGCGCUACACUAGCUAAUAUAAUGUGUUUGAUUUUCUGCCUUUCUUUUGAAGGUCAGACCAAUCAAUGAGCUCACUUUGCACUUUGAUUUGCUUAGAUAUCAAGAUAGAAAACCUUUUUAGCACAAUAUUCUGUUUAAUAUAAAUUCCUGAGUUUCCUAAAGGCCUAAAAAUCUUCUUCUUUUAGGGGUUCUCCAUUGGUAAUUGGUGGCUACUGGCUUCCGUUCCUUGUUAGCAUAUCUUUCACCAAGCUAUCUCUAUGCUGAUCUUGAUGUUAUUUCUAUAUUUGAUUAUUUAUAAUAUUAUUGUUAUUAUUUUUGUCAGUUCAUGGCUUAUCCAUCAAUAAGCCUCGUUCCCAAAUUAAAAAAUGUAGCUGAAGAAGAACUAUGAUAAUGCACCUGACUGAGGGGUUUUGAGAGUGUUGGUGUUUCUGUGCCUCUUUCCACUUCCACACGGCUUUAAAGCAUAGAAAAGAUGCUCCAACUUGAAAUCGAGUUAGACGUGUUGCUGUACUUGGGUUAUCUACAGUCUGCCUAGGUUGUCGCAGUGCUGUCUUCCGGUAUCUUGUGGAUCUGCUAGCGCAGCUGAAUGUGUAUCGAUGUACUAAGGGUUAAUGACUUUAUAGGACAAUGCAUGCUACACAGUAAAGCUUAUUUUCUAUCAAACCGUGGUCUUUGUACUGUAUAGUAAAUAAUUCGUUAGGUCUACAGCUUUUGGUGGGAUAUACUGUGAAACUAGACGCGAAGCCUUCAAAUCUAAAGUCUAACAUUGCAAUCACGGAGCAGUGUGGGAAGUUAUGUAUAGUUUUUAGAGUAAAAUGAACACAGCUGGCAGCCUGAUAGGCUCGCAGUUUGUGGGCAAUUGUUCAUUUAUGUAAACCACGUCAACGUGUUUGCAUGGUUCUUACUGUAGCUCUGCAUGUAGUUUGCUGGUAGUAGAUACAGUAAAAUUUCCUUUUCUUUUUCUUUUUUUUAUUAACCUUUGGCAUUGAACACUGUUUUUUCAGGACAGUGCAUGAGUCCAAUUGCCUUUCCUAAAAUUGUUGUUACAAUUCCAAUUGGUUCCAUUUGCAGUUAUUUACCCUUUUAACAAAUUUGGCUUGUUAAUAAGGUGUAAUCAGUUAUGUCUAUGUUCUGUAUUAUUCUGUGUUCUCUCUGUGUGUAUUUUUAUAUAUAUCUGUUAAUCGGCUGAAUGAAACCUUAAGAAAUUGUACACUUCAGUAAAUCAACAUUACUCACAGUUUAUCUAAAAAAAAAUCUGACUGCUUUCACCCAAUUUAGGCACCUUUAUUCAAACAAAUACAGUUCCACGACUUGCAUUAACAACAUAAAAAGAUAAAUUAGUCAGGGUUCAGUAGGUCAAAGCAAAUAUUUGCCAUGAACCAUCUGACAAAUGUCUACUGGCUUCAACAGUGUAAACUUGUGUAAAUAAUGUUACCCAAAAAGAUGUAAGCAUGGAUGACUUGUGUGUAUAGCCUGUUGCAUUAAUUUAACAGUAUUAUACUUCUGUUUUGGUUUACUCAGUGUCUUUAGAUGAUAUAUAAAAGUCAUAUGGUGAAUUCUGAAUAAUAAGGUGUUUGUUUUCUCACUUUUAAGAGUUUUAUGUCCACUUUCUUCCAUUCAACUCAAAUGUCUCUGUUCUUUUCUGUUCAGAUGUAAAUGAAAGUAAAGUAUGGCUUUAAAUGGAUCCGGUUUGAGAGAAAGAAACUGCAAAAAACACAUCACACUAGUAAUUGAUGCUUUAAUCAGAAUCUGGCAGAUGAAAGUGUAUUGAGAUGUUGGUAUGUGGCUUUGUGGAGAUGCUGUUGACUGUCUCUGUGUGAUAUAGGCCUAACUGUAUUGUAACGUUGUUAUAAGCCUUAAAAAGGCAUUUGUGCAAAAAAGACAAGAUGAGAAAAACACCAAGACUUACAGUAUUUUGGUAACCUGACUGUACAUUUUGUAAAUGAUCUGAAAGAAAUAAAGUAGUUUAUCCAUGCA
Astyanax mexicanus (Mexican tetra) is the source of this 7387-nucleotide messenger RNA. RefSeq names its product coiled-coil domain-containing protein 136 (gene ccdc136b). The record is from RefSeq and is a predicted model, not a curated record. The coding region runs from base 332 to 1600 and encodes 422 amino acids. The transcript has 9 exons. Gene Ontology annotation, biological process: single fertilization; acrosome assembly. NCBI's taxonomy places the organism in Eukaryota, Metazoa, Chordata, Actinopteri, Characiformes, Acestrorhamphidae. Gene Ontology annotation, cellular component: acrosomal membrane.